Cicer arietinum (chickpea) is the source of this 799-nucleotide messenger RNA. RefSeq names its product vacuolar protein sorting-associated protein 55 homolog. The record is from RefSeq and is a predicted model, not a curated record. NCBI's taxonomy places the organism in Eukaryota, Viridiplantae, Streptophyta, Magnoliopsida, Fabales, Fabaceae. Gene Ontology annotation, biological process: late endosome to vacuole transport via multivesicular body sorting pathway. Gene Ontology annotation, cellular component: endosome.
CUGAUUCACUCCUUAGUGCCAGAUACGCACCUAUGCUGUCGACGUGUGUUUGAUAUUUUAAUAUAAUAAUAAUCAUAAAUAAAUAAGUAAACCCUGAGAGAGAAAGCGUUUCAAUUCACUCGCAACCAAAAUUCGUGUUCUGUUUUGAGUUAUACUGCUCUCUGUAAUAUGAGGUGACUUGAAAAUGGAUGAGUUACCGGGAUAUGUGCGUACCUGUUUGAAUACAGGGAAGCUUGUCUUUUUGGCAAUUUUGGUCUCAGGAGGAAUUGUCUUGCAAGUUUUGGCAUGUGCUUUGUAUAAUAAUUGGUGGCCGAUGCUUAGUGCGAUUACAUAUGUGCUUCUUCCAAUGCCUUUGCUGUUCUUUGCUGGGUCUGAUGGUUCUUCUAUGUUUUCUGAAUCUGAUAAUAGCUGGGUGAAUUUCGGCAAGUUCUUGACAGGAGCCUCAACUCUCGGAGGCAUUGCCAUUCCAAGUAUAUUAAAGCAUGCUGGGGUGAUCGGUUGGGCAGCCUUUGCAAUGGAAAUCUCUUCUUUCUUUGUGUUUAUAUUAGCCAUAUUGUGUUUCCUGUGGAUGAGUGAUGAAGAUUAUUACAGCAUGCUAUGAAACAGGAGUUCAACAGGGCUUGCUUCAUUGGUGUAAAAAUGUAUUUGUUCCUUCUGUGUGCUAUUGAUUUCAAUUGCUUUUGUAAUAUUCACCACAACAUGCUUUCCCCAGUUCAAAUAUUGAUAAACUUGUACUAUAAUUAUUUGCUUUUGUGUUUAAACAAGUAUUGAUGGCCUCUCCUUUUUCACAUGUUCCUCA